Messenger RNA from Rhizophagus irregularis DAOM 181602=DAOM 197198, 1103 nucleotides. RefSeq lists its product as uncharacterized. The record is from RefSeq and is a predicted model, not a curated record. NCBI's taxonomy places the organism in Eukaryota, Fungi, Glomeromycota, Glomeromycetes, Glomerales, Glomeraceae.
UUACGUACGACACUUGUACGACCUAAAAAUUACGUAACAUUAUUCAUCUUUUUUGAGAAUCGAAUUCGCAUCUAAUGAGUCAGUAUUCGUGUUACAUGCAAGAGUCUAUUCAGAAAGGUAUAUAAAGUAUUUAAAUACCCUCAAACUUCCUUGAAUUAAUUUUUUUUUUUCACUUUGACGCGUACUAUAAUAUUAUUCCAUACUCUUCCUCAUAAUUCUUAAUUUUUUUUUUCUCUUUGACGCGUACUAUACUUCGUAGAAAUAAUAAUCUUAAAUUUUUCUAAUAACUAUGGAAACCGUAACCUUAAAUAGAUUGAUUCAACAAGACUCUAAGUUCGCCAAACCCUUUGAAGAUAAAUGUGUUGAGAAUAAGAGACUUAUUAAAACCCUCAAGCAAAACAUUUAUGACCAAGACUUUAAUGAAUGUACGAAAUCCUUGAAAGAUCUAAAAGACAACACAAAACAGGUUAUCAAUAUAAUGGAACAACAAAGAGUUGUUAGUAAUGAUCUCAUUGACUUAUCAAAAAGGUUACUUAACAAACUAGAAAUAAAAAAUGCUUUGAGUGAGUACAGAGAUUGGAUCUCCUUUUUCAAUAAACGUUUGAGAGGUCAGGUGGGCGACUUUAAUGUAUGGAGUAAAGCACAGUCGGCAAUCUACAACAAAGUAGAAAAUUCAAUAGCCAAUUAUUCUACCUCUGAGAGAGAUUAUGUUUUACAAUUAGAAACUGUACUAACUAACGUUCAUAUGACACUUGAGGAGUAUGAAAUAUUGAUACUAGUGAAAUUCAAAAGUAAUUGCGAAUUUCACGGGGAUAGAUCCAAAACACGAACAGAGGCAAAAGAAAAAUUAAAUUCAUUUCCUAAUAACAUGGAAGGCUUUAAAAAUGCUCUAGAAAAACUUUUCGUGGCUCUUGAUCUCUGUGAUAACGUUUUUUAGAAUCAAACCGACAAACAUGCUCUGUUUUAUACUGUUCAUUUGAUUAAUUGAUAUUGAUGGCGGUAGAUUUGCACAAGGUGGAGGAAAGGUUUCGCAAAAUUUUUUCGACAAAUGGUCACGCACACAUGAUUUUUUUUCAUCAGAAUAUAGCUAGUUCAUUCCUAAC